Phyllostomus hastatus (greater spear-nosed bat) is the source of this 528-nucleotide messenger RNA. RefSeq names its product ubiquitin-conjugating enzyme E2 C-like. NCBI's taxonomy places the organism in Eukaryota, Metazoa, Chordata, Mammalia, Chiroptera, Phyllostomidae. The coding region runs from base 1 to 528 and encodes 175 amino acids. The record is from RefSeq and is a predicted model, not a curated record. The transcript has 2 exons.
AUGGGUGGGUGCGUUUACACCUUCCGGUCCACAGCCAUCACGACUCCCCAGGUCCACGACCCAAAGAUGCUGCAGAUGAGAACAGCGGCGGCACUGCUGUCGCCCUUGGAACCCGUGGGCAAGAGAAUGGUGGGGAAGUUACAGCAGCUGAUGACCCCCAUUAUGCCUGGUGACAAAGGAAUUUUCACCUUUCCUAAUCGGACUACUUUUCAAAUGGGUGGGGCCAUCCCUGGAACAGCUGUCAUGGUAAGGGAAGACCUGAGGCAUAAGCUCUCCCUGGAGCUCCCCUGUGGCUACCUGUGCAGGGCACCCACGGCGAAGUUCCUCCCCUCCUGCUACAACCCCAGUGCGGACACCGAAAGUGGCACGUGCCUAGACGCCCUGAAGGACGGAUGGUCUGCCCCAGCUGACAUCAGGACUGGCCUGCUCUCCACCCGCAGCCUGCGAGAGCGCAGUGUGAACAGGCUGUUGAGCACUCAGGCUGCGGAGCAUGGGAAGAACCUCGCUGCCUUGGAGAGGUACCUGUGA